ACAGCCCAUCACAUUUUUCCCAAUCCCAAAAUGGCCCUUCCCUCUCACCUCUUCCUCGUGUCUUCCUUUCUCUUGCUAGGAUUCGUUGCGUUGGCAUAUGGGAGAUAUUUCUCAAUUGUUGGACACUCUCCUGAGGACUUGGCCUCUGAUGAGGGGCUCAUCUCCCUCUUUCAAUCAUGGGCUUCAAAGCAUGGCAAAGUGUAUAGGGAUUUUGAGGAGAAAUUAAGGAGAUUUGAAACGUUUAAGGACAAUAUAAAACACAUUGAUGAGACAAAUAGGAAGAACAAGAGCUAUUGGCUUGGGCUUAAUGAAUUUGCAGACAUGAGCCAUGAAGAGUUCAAGGAGAAGUAUUUGGGGGUGAAACCCAUCUUUCCUAGGAGGAAUGGAGGCGAAAACUUUCGGUAUAGGGACGUCGAGAACAUUCCCAAGUCUGUGGAUUGGAGGAAGAAGGGAGCUGUUACUGCGGUGAAGAACCAAGGGCAAUGUGGGAGUUGUUGGGCAUUCUCAACAGUAGCAGCGGUGGAGGGCAUCAACAAGAUUGUUGCAGGGAACCUAACCUCUCUCUCCGAGCAAGAGUUGAUAGAUUGUGACACAGUGAAUCAGGGGUGCAAUGGUGGUCUCAUGGACUAUGCUUUCUCCUACAUCAUGUCCAAUGGUGGAAUUCACACCGAGAAUGAUUAUCCGUAUCUCAUGACAGAAUCAGAAUGCCAAGAGAAGAAGGGAGAAUUGAAGGUAGUGACAAUCAAUGGCUAUGAAGAUGUGCCCGUAAACGAUGAAGCAAGUCUCCUAAAAGCCCUGGCGCACCAGCCAGUUAGCAUUGCUAUACAGGCAUCCGGCGUAGACUUCCAAUUCUACAGUGGGGGAGUUUUCACAGGAUCUUGUGAUACUGAUCUUGACCAUGGAGUUGCUGCUGUUGGUUAUGGCUCAACUAAAGGAUUGGACUACAUCAUUGUGAAGAAUUCAUGGGGGCCAAAUUGGGGAGAAAAAGGUUACAUCAGAAUGCAGAGGAGUACAGGCAAGCCUGAGGGCCUAUGUGGCAUUAAUAAGAUGGCAUCUUACCCUACCAAAAACAUUAAACCUUGACAUUGCUUCUUCCUCUACGAAUGUACCAAAUUGUUUGAUGCCCAAUAAUACUCAAUAUUGUCUUGUUGCCCAACAUUAAUAUGACUAUGUUGUGGUCUCUCUUUAUUAUUGAAGUUUGAACUAAAGUUUCCAA
Molecule: messenger RNA, 1216 nt
Organism: Amborella trichopoda
Lineage: Eukaryota; Viridiplantae; Streptophyta; Magnoliopsida; Amborellales; Amborellaceae
Product: cysteine protease XCP1
Biological process (GO): proteolysis
Molecular function (GO): cysteine-type peptidase activity
Source: RefSeq, a predicted model, not a curated record